AUGGUUCGAUCACGGGGUAUUACAAAAUUCCUGGCCCUCGCUUGCGCAUUUGUAUCAGUUUCGCAGGCAAAUUCCAUUGUGGAAAAAGCAAGUUUUGGGCACAAUGGGAAGAUAUCGGCAGACAAGCAUAUAAUCCCCGGCUGGCAGCUGUCUGGGACGGGGCAUACUCCUCACAAGCUGUCGGAUCGAGUGAUUUUGACCCCCCCAUAUACUGGUAACAAACGGGGAUCGUUGUGGUCCGAACAACCGUUUGACGGAUCCGAAUGGAUAGUCGAUUUUGAUUUCAGAUCCAACGGCGCGGAGAGGGGAGGCGGAAAUCUCCAGCUGUGGUACGUCAAGGAUGGACUGUCCAAAAUCUCAACAGCAAGCGUAUACACUGCUGGCCGGUUUGAUGGGUUCGUCCUUGUAAUUGAUGUACCGAACGGAAGAGGCGGAAGCGUCCGGGGCUUUUUAAAUGACGGCACCACAGAUUAUAACAGCGCAAAUGUUGACGGCCUGGCAUUUGGGCAUUGUGACUACUCAUAUCGGAAUCUCGGACGACUCUCACACAUUCAAAUCAAACAAACAACAUCAACGUUUGAGGUAUUUGUUCCGCCGGGUAACAAUUUUGGAAUCACAGCCGCGUCGGCAGAGAACCCGGAUUCUUUCGAAGUCUUCAAGUUUGUCUUGAGCAUUCCAGACACCACAGCUCCGGGCGGCCAGCCAUACCAACAUCGCCCUUAUGAGAACCAGCAAAUCCCGAAUAACAACAACAACAACAACCAAAUCCCAAUCCAGCAACAAGCAACCGGCGCUGGCGGCAACGGCAUUGAUAACCGGCUCAAUGACUUGCAAAACCGUCUGCAAGGGCUAGUAGGAACUGCGGACCGACUUCUGACUGAAAUCCAGUCACUAUCCAGAAAAGUCGACGAGCGUCACCAGGACACCUUGCAAAAACUAACUGCGAAUCGUGAUCUGGCGGGUCAAAUGGAGCAACGGAUGCAGCGCAUUGAGAACAUGCUCCAGGCCGUGCAGAAGGGCGUGACAGACUCCGACCUCAAGAAUCAGUUGCACAGGCUGCAGGAUGCCUUGAAGACAUCACACACGGGAGUGAUCGAGCAACUCCAGUCGACUUCACAUCAGAUACUCUCCUCCAAGCCCCGAAUGGGAUUCUUCAUCUUCCUGAUAGUUGUGUGCCAACUUGGACUUGCCGCUUCGUAUAUCGUGUACAAACGGCGUCGCGCAAAUAUGCCCAAAAAGUUCCUAUAA
Molecule: messenger RNA, 1248 nt
Organism: Histoplasma mississippiense
Lineage: Eukaryota; Fungi; Ascomycota; Eurotiomycetes; Onygenales; Ajellomycetaceae
Exons: 7
Coding region: 1-1248 (415 amino acids)
Biological process (GO): Golgi organization; endoplasmic reticulum to Golgi vesicle-mediated transport; endoplasmic reticulum organization
Cellular component (GO): endoplasmic reticulum-Golgi intermediate compartment; COPII-coated ER to Golgi transport vesicle; endoplasmic reticulum membrane
Molecular function (GO): D-mannose binding
Source: RefSeq, a predicted model, not a curated record